Closterium sp. NIES-65 is the source of this 2658-nucleotide messenger RNA. Lineage: Eukaryota; Viridiplantae; Streptophyta; Zygnematophyceae; Desmidiales; Closteriaceae. The record is from the annotation of a GenBank genome assembly.
AUGCUUCACCGCAAUCCACUGAGGGCCCUGGCGGAUAUGUUUUGGCACAAGCACAAUGCGCCUGGGUUCAGAAUGGGACCGAGGAGAGACAAGGACACCGAGGGUGGGCAUCGGGCAUAUUCCACUGCAGAAACUGGCACAUGGUGGCAAGAAGCACAGGUGAGUGCUAUUGAUAGCUAUUUGCAGUUGCAAGAGAUGGUGAGUGAUGAGAGGGGAGGUGUAGAGAUUGUGAGUGAUGGGACGGGAGGUGCAGAGAUUGUGAGUGAUGGGACGGGAGGUGCAGAGAUUGUGAGUGAUGGGACGGGAGGUGCAGAGAUUGUGAGUGAUGGGACGGGAGGUGCAGAGAUUGUGAGUGAUGGGACGGGAGGUGCAGAGAUUGUGAGUGAUGGGACGGGAGGUGCAGAGAUUGUGAGUGAUGGGACGGGAGGUGCAGAGAUUGUGAGUGAUGGGACGGGAGGUGCAGAGAUUGUGAGUGAUGGGACGGGAGGUGCAGAGAUUGUGAGUGCUGGGACGGGAGGUGCAGAGAUUGUGAGUGAUGGGACGGGAGGUGCAGAGAUUGUGAGUGAUGGGACGGGAGGUGCAGAGAUUGUGAGUGAUGGGACGGGAGGUGCAGAGAUUGUGAGUGAUGGGACGGGAGGUGCAGAGAUUGUGAGUGAUGGGACGGGAGGUGCAGAGAUUGUGAGUGCUGGGACGGGAGGUGCAGAGAUUGUGAGUGAUGGGACGGGAGGUGCAGAGAUUGUGAGUGAUGGGACGGGAGGUGCAGAGAUUGUGAGUGAUGGGACGGGAGGUGCAGAGAUUGUGAGUGAUGGGACGGGAGGUGCAGAGAUUGUGAGUGAUGGGACGGGAGGUGCAGAGAUUGUGAGUGCUGGGACGGGAGGUGCAGAGAUUGUGAGUGAUGGGACGGGAGGUGCAGAGAUUGUGAGUGAUGGGACGGGAGGUGCAGAGAUUGUGAGUGCUGGGACGGGAGGUGCAGAGAUUGUGAGUGAUGGGACGGGAGGUGCAGAGAUUGUGAGUGCUGGGACGGGAGGUGCAGAGAUUGUGAGUGAUGGGACGGGAGGUGCAGAGAUUGUGAGUGCUGGGACGGGAGGUGCAGAGAUUGUGAGUGCUGGGACGGGAGGUGCAGAGAUUGUGAGUGCUGGGACGGGAGGUGCAGAGAUUGUGAGUGCUGGGACGGGAGGUGCAGAGAUUGUGAGUGCUGGGACGGGAGCUAGGAUGGGAGGUGCUGGGAUGGGGAUGGUGAGUGAUAGUAUGGUGAGUGAUGGGAUGGUGAGUGCUGGGAUGGUGAGUGCUGGGACGGUGAGUGCUCGGAUGCUGAGUGAUAGUAUGGUAAGUGAUGGGAUGGUUAGGGCUAGUAUGCUGAGUGCAAGGAUGGUGAGGGAUGGGAUGGUUAGUGCUGGGAUGGUGAGUGCCCGGAUGGUGAGUGCUGGGAUGGUGAGUGCUGGGAUGGUUAGUGCUGGGAUGGUGAGUGCUGGGGUGGUUAGUGCUGGGAUGGUGAGUGCUGGGAUGGUGAGUGCUGGGAUGGUGAGUGCUGGGAUGGUGAGUGCUGGGAUGGUGAGUGCUGGGAGGGUGAGUGCUGGGAUGGUGAGUGAUGGGAUGGUUAGUGCUGGGAUGGUGAGUGCUGGGAUGGUGAGUGCUGGGACGGUGAGUGCUCGGAUGCUGAGUGAUAGUAUGAUGAGUGAUGGGAUGGUUAGGGCUGGGAUGGUGAGUGCUAGGAUGGUGAGGGAUGGGAUGGUUAGUGCUGGGAUGGUGAGUGCUAGGAUGGUGAGGGAUGGGAUGGUUAGUGCUGGGAUGGUGAGUGCCCGGAUGGUGAGUGCUGGGAUGGUGAGUGCUGGGAUGGUGAGUGCUGGGAUGGUUAGUGCUGGGAUGGUGAGUGCUGGGGUGGUUGGUGCUGGGAUGGUGAGUGCUGGGAUGGUGAGUGCUGGGAUGGUGAGUGAUGGGAUGGUUAGUGCUGGGAUGGUGAGUGCUGGGAUGGUGAGUGCUGGGAUGGUGAGUGCUGGGAUGGUUAGUGCUGGGAUGGUGAGUGAUGGGAUAGUGAGUGCUGGGAUGGUGAGUGCGGGUAUGGUGAGUGAUGGGAUGGUUAGUGCUGGGAUGGUGAGUGCUGGGAUGGUGAGUGCUGGGAGGGUGAGUGCUGGGAUGGUGAGUGAUGGGAUGGUUAGUGCUGGGAUGGUGAGUGCUGGGAUGGUGAGUGCUGGGAUGGUGAGUGCUGGGACGGUGAGUGCUCGGAUGCUGAGUGCUAGGAUGGUGAGUGAUGGGAUGGUUAGGGCUGGGAUGGUGAGUGCUAGGAUGGUGAGGGAUGGGAUGGUUAGUGCUGGGAUGGUGAGUGCCCGGAUGGUGAGUGCUGGGAUGGUGAGUGCUGGGAUGGUUAGUGCUGGGAUGGUGAGUGCUGGGGUGGUUAGUGCUGGGAUGGUGAGUGCUGGGAUGGUGAGUGCUGGGAUGGUGAGUGAUGGGAUGGUUAGUGCUGGGAUGGUGAGUGCUGGGAUGGUGAGUGCUGGGAGGGUGAGUGCUGGGAUGGUGAGUGCUGUGAUGGUGAGUGAUGGGAUGGUGAGUGCCCGGAUGGUGAGUGCUGGGAUGGUGAGUGAUGGGAUGGUGAGUGCCCGGAUGGGGAGGGAGGGAGGUGCUGUGGUGGGGAGACGUAGGGCUGGGAAGUGCUGGGAUUAG